CCCUUGCCAGGCAGGCACCUGCGUGCCCUGCCGUGGAGGCCAGCGCGGCCACCUCCUGCUGCCGCUCCUCGACGUGGAGGACGACCCGGCGCCCUCCCUCGCGCCUCUCUCCUCUCUCCCUCGGUCCCUCUCACUUCCCCUGGUGCUCUCUCUCUCUCCCGAAAUCCCCAUGGCGACCAAACCCUCGUGCUCGCCGGCCGCCGUUUUUCUCCGCCGCCCCACGCCGAGCCACCACCGCCACCAGCUCCGCCUCGUCCUUCUGCCCCUCCCCGUCGAAGGAAUCGACGAGGGGAGGUCGCAGGAGCCCUCGCCGCACCCUUCUUCCCCGACGCCGGCUGCCCCCGCCGCUGCCGUUCCCGACCUCCUCCGCCGUCACCACCUUGUCCGACAACCCCGUGAGCACGAGUCCGAGAUGGAGGUCGAUAACGCCACCGAGCAGUACAACUCCGUCGACAGUCAAGGCAAGCCCUAACCUGGUCCAUACUUGUUUUACAAAUGUUUCCAUUCUGGUUCUUACAUAUUGCAUCCGAUUCCACUGCCUUUUAUCGCUAGGUAGAGUUAUACCUAUUUGAUGCAUGUUAUUACC
Molecule: messenger RNA, 586 nt
Organism: Lolium perenne
Lineage: Eukaryota; Viridiplantae; Streptophyta; Magnoliopsida; Poales; Poaceae
Source: RefSeq, a predicted model, not a curated record